AAACCCUCUCUCUCUCUCUCUAGAGAACGCCCAAAAAGCUUCUCCCCUUCGCCCCUUCUCUCUCUAUCUCUUCACAGGGAGGCGCCAAAAACCCUUUUUAAUCUCCAACAUCUCUCCUCUCCCUCUCUCUUCAAUCAUCGGCGAUGAGCAUCGGCCUGGCAAAACCCUAAUCGCAAUCCGGGAAGAGCGAUUUGGCAAUCGGAUUUCGGUCGGGGCAAGCGAGCGGAGCGGCCUCUCCGAUGGAGCUGCAGAACACGGUGAAGGAGGCGCUGAACGCGCUGUACCACCACCCCGACGACGCCGUGCGUAUGCAGGCCGACCGCUGGCUCCAGGACUUCCAGCACACCAUCGACGCCUGGCAGGUGGCUGACAAUUUGCUGCAUGAUUCAACAAGUAAUCUAGAAACCUUGAUAUUUUGUUCCCAGACCCUUCGGAGCAAGGUACAACGAGAUUUUGAGGAACUUCCUUGUGAAGCAUUUCGUCCACUGAGGGAUUCGUUAAAUAACUUACUAAAAAAGUUCCACAAGGGCCCUCACAGAGUUAGAACUCAGAUUAGUAUUGCAGUCGCUGCAUUGGCUGUGCAUGUCCCUGCUGAAGACUGGGGGGAUGGUGGCAUCGUCAAUUGGCUGAGGGAUGAGAUGAAUUCUCAUCCUGAAUAUGUCCCAGGAUUUUUGGAGCUACUCACGGUGCUUCCAGAGGAGGUUACAAACUACAAGAUAGCCGCUCGUCCAGAAAGGCGCCGGCAAUUUGAGAAGGAGCUCUCAUCUCAAAUGGAAGUCGCUCUAAAUAUCUUGACAGCUUGUUUGAAUGUUAAUGAAGUUAGAGAGCAGGUUCUUGAGGCAUUUGCGUCUUGGCUUCGACUAAGGAACGGGCUACCAGGGUUGAUGCUUGCGUCUCACCCUUUAGUACAUACUGCUCUCUCAGGCUUGACCUCAGAACUACUUUCCGAGGCAUCUGUGAAUGUUGUGUCGGAAUUGAUUCACUUAACAGCAGCCGCAAGUUCUGGUGGGGUCGCUGUACAGAUGCCUCUGAUUCAAGUGAUUGUGCCUCACGUUAUGAAUCUAAAAUCACAGCUCAGAGAUCCUUCAAAGGAUGAGGAAGAUGUAAAAGCCAUCGCCCGUCUCUUUGCUGAUAUGGGUGAUUCAUAUGUAGAACUGAUUGCAACUGGUUCCGAUGAAUCGAUGCUAAUAGUGCAUGCUUUGCUGGGAGUUGCUUCUCACCCUGAAUUUGAUAUUGCAUCAAUGACAUUCAACUUUUGGCAUAAUCUUCAGGUUAACUUGACCAGAAGGGACUCUUAUGCUUCAUUACCAAAUGAAGCAACAAUUGAAGCUGAAAGAAACCGCAGGCUACAUAUUUUUCGGUCAGCCUAUGAAAAUCUCGUUUCUCUGGUGAGCUUUCGGGUUCAGUAUCCACAUGACUAUCAAGACCUUUCACAUGAGGACCUCAAGGAAUUUAAGCAUACUAGAUUUGCUGUUGCGGAUGUAUUGAUCGAUGCAGCAUCAGUUUUGGGUGGUGACACUACUCUGAAGAUUCUUUAUGUGAAGCUCAUGGAGGCUGUAGCAUGUUGUACAAAUGGUGAGCAGAGCCAAUGGCGUCCAGCAGAGGCUGCUUUAUUUUGCAUCCAUGCAAUAUCGAAUUAUGUUUCAGUUGAUGAAGCAGAAGUUAUGCCCUUGAUUAUGGCUUUGCUUCCAAAGCUUCCUCAGCAGCCGGAACUCCUUCAGACUGUGUGCUUGACGAUUGGAGCUUAUUCAAAAUGGCUUGAUGCUGCAUCAAGUGGACUCUCUAUAUUGCCUCUCGUCAUAGAUAUUCUAUUGAGCGGAAUGGGUACGUCUGAAGAUUCUGCGGCAGCUGCAGCUCUUGCAUUCAGGCAUCUUUGUGAUGAUUGUCGAAGAAAGCUCUGUGGAUGUUUGGAUGGCCUGUUUCAUGUAUAUCAUAGAGCAGUUAGUGGUGAAUUCAAAGUCUCUGCUGAUGACUCAUUGCAUUUAGUCGAGGCGUUAAGUGUUGUCAUAACGGAGCUUCCUCCGGACCAUGCAAAGAAAGCUUUAGAAGCAUUAUGUCUGCCCGUUGUUACACAUUUACAGGGGAUCAUAAGCCAGGGUCCAGAAGUAGUUGAGAAGAAACAUGCUCGUGAUUUAACUGUCCAUAUUGAUCGGAUUGCCUACAUUUUUAGAUAUGUGAAUCAUCCUGAAGCUGUCGCAGAUGCUAUUCAGAGGCUCUGGUCAAUUUUCAAAGCAAUCUUUGACCUUCGUGCUUGGGACAUGCGGACUAUGGAAUCUCUUUGCCGUGCUUGUAAAUACGCUGUUAGAACUUCUAAGAGGUUCAUGGGGAUCACAAUAGGUGUGAUGCUGGAAGAAAUACAAGGCCUAUACAUACAGCACCAUCAGCCUUGUUUUCUCUAUCUCUCUAGUGAAGUUAUUAAGAUAUUUGGUUCCGACCUUUCUUGUUCAACCUAUUUGAAAAAUUUGAUUGAAGUGCUUUUUAAGCAAACAACGUGCCUUCUCCCCAACAUCAAGGAGUUCACUGCUAGACCAGAUAUAGCAGAUGAUUGCUUUUUAUUAGCAUCAAGAUGCAUUCGAUAUUGUCCACAGUUAUUCAUCCCAUCAGAUGUAUUUCCUUCAUUGGUCGAUUGUUCAUUGGUUGGGAUUACUGUUCAACACAGGGAGGCCUCGAAAUCGAUAUUGGGAUUCUUAACCGAUAUUUUUGAUUUAUCACAAUCUCAUAUGGAUAAGCAAUACGUGUCCAUCAGGGAUAGCGUGAUUGUUCCACGAGGACCAUGCAUUGCAAGAAUUUUGCUGGCCUCAUUAACUGGAGCUCUUCCAAGCUCUAGAUUAGAAACAGUAGCAUAUGCACUAUUAGCAUUAACACGAGCAUACAGAGUCAAAGCAUUGGAAUGGGCCAAGAACGGCAUUUCGCUAAUUCCAUCAACAGCAGUCACAGAGGUGGAGUGCACACGGUUUCUACAAGCAUUAUCUGAUGCAGCAUUGGGGACCGACAUCAAUGCCCUGAUGGUUCCCAUAGAGGAGCUAUCUGACGUCUGCCGAAGAAACAGGACGGUUCAAGAGAUCGUGCAAGGAGCCCUGAGACCGCUUGAGCUGAACCUGGUGCCUGUAUCACAGUAAGGCUGAUCGGCACGGAGAGGCCAUUUUGAUUAGGCCUUACGCGUCAGUAUUGGUCGUCUUGUGCAUAAGGUUAUAAUUUUUUCUUCACGGUGCUUUUGAGUUGUCAUUCUCCGAUUUUUUAGGAGAUUUAUUUGCCCCCCCGUCGAAUGCUUUCGGAUGGGACAGACCGCGUUCUGUUGUAUUUCUAGUGAGGAUGGUUGAGAGUGGUUUCGGUUCUUUGAUUUAUCAAUUUUUGGGGUAUAAUUAUUUGUAUAGAGGAUUGUAAUUUCUUUCUGUGCGAUAAUUUACAGUGGAAAAAGAAAAUUCAGAAGUUGAAAGA
Messenger RNA from Eucalyptus grandis, 3438 nucleotides. Its product is annotated as transportin MOS14. Gene Ontology annotation, molecular function: small GTPase binding. NCBI's taxonomy places the organism in Eukaryota, Viridiplantae, Streptophyta, Magnoliopsida, Myrtales, Myrtaceae. The transcript is spliced from 27 exons. Gene Ontology annotation, cellular component: cytoplasm; nuclear membrane. The record is from RefSeq and is a predicted model, not a curated record. Gene Ontology annotation, biological process: protein import into nucleus. The coding region runs from base 240 to 3119 and encodes 959 amino acids.